Frieseomelitta varia is the source of this 2092-nucleotide messenger RNA. Its product is annotated as protein HGH1 homolog. Bases 117 to 1202 code for a protein of 361 amino acids. The transcript is spliced from 6 exons. NCBI's taxonomy places the organism in Eukaryota, Metazoa, Arthropoda, Insecta, Hymenoptera, Apidae. The record is from RefSeq and is a predicted model, not a curated record.
GUAAGCGUUCCGUACGCGUUCUGUACGUAUUCUGUACACCUUGCGAUUAUUGUACGAGACAUUCUGUACUUGGUUGUUGUGCAAUAUUUUACUAAAAAGAGAGUUAUUUAAUUACAAUGGAGUUAACCAUUAAAGAAAUAUUUCAACUCUUGAAACCGAAUGUACAAUCAGUUGCGAAAUCUACCGUCUUAGAACGUGUUCUCCUUCCUUUAACUGACAUGACAGAAGAACGAGAGAAAUUAAUAAAAUUUCCACAUCUACUGAAGCAACUAAUUGCGUUGCUUCAAGAUUCCUCAACAGCAAUUGCUAAAGAUACAUCUCUGGCUUUGAUAAAUAUAAUUGCGGAUGAAGCAGGAGCUAAGACGUUUCUAUCGAUCUCAGAGUCUUCCUCAAAAUUUGGGAAAUAUAAUUACAAUCUGAUACAUGUUUCUAUUAGAUUUAUAAUGGACAAAGAAAGCAUUCUAGCAGAUCCAUGCUGCAUGAUCCUUGCAAAUAUGACCAGACCACAGCAUUUAGCCGAUAGGAUUAUGACACUUAUUAGAACAAGUUGUUAUACAUGGGAUGAUAUUAUUAAAGCAUUUUGUUCGAAACAGUAUAAUAAUGUUGGUGGAAAGCUUCAUUAUUUAAGUUCUGUUUUUUGUAAUCUUAGUCAGUCUCGGCGUAUGAGAAAGUAUCUAAUGGACAGAGACCAUAAGAUGAUCCAGAAAUUUCUUCCUUUCAUUGAUUAUCCAGACAGCUUAGUGAGACGUUCUGGAAUCGUUGGUAUUAUAAAAAAUUGUUGCUUUGACGUGGAAAAUCAUGGAUGGUUAUUAAGUCCUGAAAUAGAUAUUUUAUCAUAUCUUCUUAUACCAUUGGCUGGACCUGAAAAAUUUGAUGAUAAAGACAAUGCUAAGCUACCAAAAGGACUCCAAAACUUACCAGAGACGAAACAGAGAGAGCCAAAUGCAGAUAUUAGAGUCAUGUUACUGGAGGCUAUAACUCAACUUUGUGCAACAAGAAAGAGCAGAGAAAUAUUGAGAAAGAAAAAUACAUACAUAAUACUCAGAGAAUAUCAUAAAUGGGAAGAAAAUGAUACUGCGCUGUUCAUUUGUGAGGAUCUAGUGAAUAUUUUACUUAGAACCGAGGAGGAAAUAGGUUUAGAUAACAUAAAGAAGGUUGAAGUGCCGUCGAAAUAUAAGAAGAAAUUUAAUAAAAUGAAUUAAGACUUUACUAACAGUAAAUGAUGAAGUGCACAAUACGAAUUCAUAUUUUAUAUACACUGCACGAGAGAUGUAUUACAUAAUGUAACAAAACGACAAUAUAUUUCGAGAGAAAUGAGAUUACGCGUGAUCUCGAUUACACUGUUCCCUUAGUUCGUUUGUUAAGUUAUCUUUAGUUAAGUUAUCAGGUUCUGUGUAGCAACAUAGGAAUGAUAAAAAUACAAACGAAUAAUGAUCACAUUCAAUCAGGAAUCUCACAAACUUAUGCUAAAUUAUUGCCAAUUAAUAUACAUACAAAUAACAGUCAAAAAGAUGAAUAAAACAAUUUUUUUUUAAUCUCAGUAGAUUUACUUUUAUCUAUAAUUAUUAAAAAUACGAAAAUAAAAGGGAAGAAGUUUACAAGUGAUGAUGAUAUACUUGCAAUAUUCAUGUAUGUUAAUAGAAUAACGGUAUUGAAUAUUUUUUGCUUCUGUUCUUUCUCUUUUCAUAAUGUCUUUAGCGCGAAUAGCAACUUUAGCAUGCCCGACUCAGAACCACUUUUGCUGAGAUCAAAUCAGUCUCGCAGAAAUAUGUUACCGUUACAGGAGAGUCUGGUACAUUUUUGACAUGUUUCUGCGAACCAUGGAAAUAACAGUACCGUUAUUAAUUAAUACACGCGUUGAUAUUGAUACCUUGAUUUUUUGUGCCAAUGAGCUACGAUUAAUUAAACAGUAACUGAACGUUAAAAGUGCGACUGUUCAAGUACCAGACAAACAUUCUAAGUAUAAAAAUAGAAACCACACUGUUAUCACUAAUAUUUACGGCAUUGUAAAAAAAGAAAUAGUUCGACGUGUUUUAUGUAUUUCUGAAUGUUUUCUUUGAGAAUAAAUGUGUAUUUACAUCCUUUUACUAAA